UGUUAGUGAAGAUCAGAUUCGAUCUGGCGAGUUGAGGUCAUCAUGGCAUCAGAAAGGACCUCGGAUGACCCGGUUGUGGAGCGUGGUUCCCUCCCACUGGACAUCGACGAUGUUCAUGUACUGCUUCAAGUGGAGCAGGAACAGAUUCAGAAGAGAACCUUCACCAACUGGGUGAAUGCUCAGUUAUCAAAGAGGAGGCCUCCAGUGGCCGUGUUGGACCUGUUCAACGAUUUCAGAGAUGGAUCCAGACUACUGGACCUUCUGGAGGUGAUGUGCUGCCAGAGGAUGAGUCGAGAGAAAGGCAGAGGUGUGUUCCAGCACAGGACGAACAUCGAGAAAGCCCUGGCCUUCCUGAGGGGGAAAUCAAUCAAACUGGUUAACAUCAAUGUGCCUGACAUCAUGGACGGCAAACCCUCCAUCAUCCUAGGGCUGAUCUGGACCAUCAUCAUGCACUUCCAUAUAGAGGAGUUGGCGAGCACACUGUCCUUCAGUUCUCGCCAGUCUUCCCUGGAGUCGUUGGCCAGUCUGGACACGCGCUCAACAAACAGCAGUGCACGCAGCAGUCCAGUGCCACCGCGCGGGUCACCGCUACACACACGCUUCAGGAUCUCAGCUAAAAAAGCCCUGCUGCUCUGGGUCAGAGAGCAGUGCCACAAGGCCGGCUGUACUCUGAACGUGAAGGACUUUAAGGGGAGUUGGAGGAGUGGCGUGGUGUUCCUGGCCAUCCUCUGUGCUCUGAGACCGGACGUGGUGAGCUUAUCCAAAGCCAGAACCCGAAGCAACAGACAGAACCUGGAAGAGGCGUUCCAUAUCGCUGAGAGAGAGUUACAUAUACCCCGAUUACUGGAUGCAGCAGAUGUUGACGUGAGAGACCCAGAUGAGAAGUCCAUAAUGACGUAUGUGGCUCAGUUUCUACAGUACACCAAAGACACACCAGCUUCCGAGGAGGACAUGCAGGUUCAGUAUCUCACUCCUACUGCGUGUCUCUCUCCGGUCAAUCUGCCCUGUAACUUCACUCCUGCUGUUGCAGCCUCUCCAAUCCGACAGACCUCGGCUACUCAGAAAGUCCAGGAGGUGACAUGUUGGCUGGAGCAGGCCUAUCAGGAGCUGCUGGAGGGAUGGGAGUCCACAGAGGGAGAGAGCUACGCUGAGAGAUACCACGUGUUCCAGACUUUUGUGGUGUCCUUUAAUGAACAGCGGCGACCCGUGAUGCCAUUACUGACCGCCAUGAAGAGGACGAUGAAGCUGAGUGAGGAGCAGCGAGCUCUCCGACUUGCCUGGGAUUCCCUGGCUGAAAAGCUGCGUGAGUAUAAGACGGAGCUAGACCUGAGUAUGCCCUCUCCUCUGGACAUGGUGGGCCGCUGGUUACUGAGGGCUGAGGAGGCCUUGGCAGAUGGUGAUGAUAAUCGUCAAGACCAUGCCAGAGCUGCUCAGGAGGCCCGAGAGAAACACGAACUGUUUAAGUCAUGUCUAGAGGAGAUGCCUCGUCACAUGAAGACGUUCCAGAUAUUCCAGAAUAAGGAUGAGUACGGAGAAAUGGUGGUUCCUUCAGACAAACUGGAGGAGAUAAAGAGAAGGUUCACUACUGUGCGAGUCAGUGCUAAAUAUCAUGGUAUUAGACUGGAAUACCAGGAGCUCAGACACACAGCGCUAGAUCUGCUGGCUCAGCUUAACUUCAAGCUACGCACUUGGAAAAGAGGAUACAUUUCCCAGGAGGCUGUGCGGAUCCUUCUGAAGGACUGGAAUGAGGUUGUCAACAAGCAGGGACUUCCCUCUAUGCUGGAUAGAACUGUAUGCAAGCUCAGACACAUUGCUAACAAAUACACCAGCAAGUCUGCUCUGGCAGGUGACUCAAACCGUGUAAGUAAUCAGAUGAAGGAUAUGGAGGCAGAGACUACAGCAAUACUUGAGGAGGUGAGGAUGGUAAAAGGCACUAUAUCACGCACGCUAACAGCUUGGGACUCCUACUGUGACACCUACACCUCAUUACACGCCUGGCUGGAGCAGGGAACUCAGACAAACAGACACGGGCAGCGAGCUGAAGUGACGAUAGAGAUGAUGUCCGAGUGGAGCUCUUGUAGGGAGCGUCUGAACGAAGUUGGAAACUACCUGAUGGAUGUCACGGAUCCACAGACCAGCCGAUCGGUUUCUGACAAUCUCUGCAGGAUUAACCUGAUGUGGGCUGAUUUUGUCAGAAGAACCCAGUUUGAACUUGUUGAAGAACAGAGUGUAACUGCUCAGACUCUCCAAGGUUUGAUUAGAGAGGCCACGCAACUUCUGAAGGAACCGGUGGAGGUGCUUUCAGGAUCGCUUCAAACAUACAGGAAGAGACUGCAGUUCAUGAUGAAGAAAGUACAGGAUAUCGAUCUGGACUCUCUCUCUCCGUCACUUGAGUGCUCAGCUGAAACCCUAAGCAAGAUCAAGCAGGCCAUUCCAGAGGUGCUGCGGACACUCAGUGAGGCCAUACAAGUGUGUGAAGAGUUGCAACAAACCGUGUCAAGCCUGGAUGGUCGUCUGGCCGAACUUAUACACUGGGAGGCUGAAGUCAGAGAAUUUUAUGAGCUCCUAAAGGACAAAUCCCACCGACAGCAAAGAGAGCAAGACUCAAGGACCCGGUCCCUGAUUUCUAGAGGUCUGCAGCUAGAAGGCCAGGUGGUGAUGGAGGAGCAGGAUCUGCAGGAGAUGGUGAUGUCACGUCAGAAGAACUCACCUCUUCAGUACCUCAUUGCCUCUACCAUGCAGGACAGAGUUCGUGCCACUGUCGCACAAUCACAGGAAGCCGUUGGGAUGCUCAGCUCCUUGGGCAUUCGCAGAGAUCGAAGCCCUACAGGACAUCAGCCUCCUCAAAAGGUCUUCGUGCAAGAACAAGUGGUUACAAAACCUGAAACAAAGCCUCAGCCAGUGCCUAUGAUUGUUGUGCAGGAAUACCAAGAAGGGAAGAGUCAAAUGCAAGAAGUAACAAAAUCACAGUUAAGGAAAGAAUCAGUGGCAUCAGUUCCACUUCACAGUAAAUCUGAAGUCUAUGCACAGCAACAGGUUCUGUCUGAUGUCAAGGCACAGGGUAAUCUGGUAGAUGUUGUAGCCUUGGGGGAACCAAAGAGACAAUUAAAAGGUGAUACCAAAGAAACAAUGGAAUCUCAGUCACAUAACCUGGAUACGAAACAAAUACAAGAGCAAAUGGAGCAAGCACCUCUGACUGUGCAACAGGAACCAACACAACCGCAGAAGCAAUUGGACUCUCAGCAGCAAACGCUGGGUCAGCAGCAGCAGGUGCAAAUACAGAAACAAGGUGCAAGCCAACAGCAAACCGUAUUCCAACAGUCGGUAAAGGUGAAAAAGUCUCAGAAAUGUGCUGAGAACAGACCUUGGCUACAUCAGAAGGCCCAAGCAGAGGGUAAACAAAGUUCAGAAGUACGACCACAGCCCCAGGCUAUUGCCACUGCUGUGUCUCAAGCUUCAGAAUCUACAGCAGACCCAGUCCAGGCACAAGUGAAAGUGACUUGGAUCCACCAACAGCAGCCUGCCAUUGUUACGACCAGUGUUGCUUCUCAGGCUCAAGUUCCUACAACAGACGCAAACCAAGUUCAAGGCAAGAAGGUUACACAGACACAAGCCAAAGUGACCCAAGCCCAGCAACAACAGUCUGUGCUGCAAGCCAAAAUGACUCAAGCCCAGCGCCAGCAGCCUAUGACUGUUGUUGCCAGUGUCGCAUCUCAACAUACAGUAUCUGCAACAGACUCAAUUCAGUCUGAACCCAAAAGUGUUAUACAGACAAAAUUCCAAGUGUCUCAAGUACAGCAACAACAAUCUGUGAUGCAAGUGACACAAGCCAAAGUGGGUCAAGUCCACCAACAGCAGCCUGUAACACAAGCUAAAUUGGGUCAAGUCCACCAAAAACUCCCUGUCUCCCAUAUGCUAGCAAAAGAACAAGUACCAGCUAUUGUGCCUGUUACUUCUCAGGCUUUGACUAUCCAACAACAUCCACAACCAUUCACACCCCACACAUUUACUCAGCCACUGAAAAAAACAUCUGAGACGCAACCACCAGGCAUGACUCAAAUGCAACGACCAGUCAUGGCUCAGACUCAAUUUCCAGUUAUGUCUGAAACUUACCAAUAUCUGCCAGCCAUAGGGAAAGAAAGUCAAACAACGAUACAUUCCCCAACACCAAUUCAACCUCAAAUAAUGACCCAAAGGCAGCCACACCCAGUUGCUGCCCGGUCUCCACCCCAGCAAGUAAUAUCUGACAAUCAAUCUCAUAGUGUUAGUGUUAUACCAGCCAAGCCCAAAAGUACUGCUCCUAUACAACCACGCAUAAUCAGUAUGCCACAGAGUCAACCAGAAUUUUAUAAACCACCUCAGUCCCCACCUCAAAUUAUGGGUAUGGGUCAAACUUAUGACAACAUUCAGCUAAGACCACAACCCCACCUCCAGCAACCUCAGUGGAGACCCAUCAUGCCUGACAUUAUGACACAGAGUUAUAAUGAGGUCCCCCGCCAGGGUUUCAUGCCAUCACACAUGCCACCCCAGGUGCAAUUUCAGGCCCAUUCACAGUCACAAAGUCAAGCACAAACUCAAGCACAGCCUCAGCAAUGGGUGCCAUUAAGAGGAGGUCUGAUGACACAGACUUACCCCAGUGUCCAGGGCUCAGGUCAUGUGCUUCCUUAUACUCAGUCUCAAGGUUACCCCAGUCCUCAGCCACAGAGUCAACAGUGGGGCCAAUUCCAGUUUGAACCCACAGUGCAGCCUUAUUCACAAGUAAGCCCUCAAAGCCCAGUUCAGUCAUUUGUUUCAUCACAGCACUGGCAACCUGUCAGGCAGUCUAACAUGGUCAGCCACAAUUACCCAAGGCUUCAAAUGUCUGAAUACCCACAGGUCACUCAGAAACCACAGAGCCCUCCUCAGGAAUGGACUAUGCAACCAGAGCCACAAUCUCAAUUUAAGUUUCUGAAAAUGGUUCCUCAACCAGUGGCCCACACAUCUUGGGUCCAACCACCAUCCCAAGCCCCAGUAAGACCUCAAGGUCCUGCUCCCCAAAGUCAACAGCAGCAGUGGCCACAAAACAGGCCUGAGGUUUCAUUUCAAUUCCAGAUUCAGAGCCAAACUUUGCAGUCACAGCCUCAGCUCCAUGUUUUGCAAAAGCCACAGUCGCCAAAUCAGGAGCGACCCCAACAUCAGUCAGUUGCUCAGGUCAAACCUCCAGGCCUGAGUUCUGUAAGACCACAAGGUCCUGCUCCACAGCAGCCCCCAACUCAGCAGAAACAAUGGCCACAAUACAGGACUGAGCCUCCAUUUCAAGUUCAAACUCAGAGCCAAACAAUGCAAUCACAGCCUCAGCUCCAAGUUUUACAAAAGCCACAGUCCCCAGAGCAGGAGCAACCCCAACAGCACACGGCUGCUCUGGUCAGACCUACAGCCCAGGCCGAGGCUCCUCCACAGGUCUAUUUAGAAGCCUACACAAAAGCAGAGGCACUUGCAAAGAACAAGCUUGAGGAUGCCAAGCAUUGUCUUCAAGAGCAUGUUCUAGAGACUUUCAAGGGCAAGAGAAUAACUCAGGAGCAGAAAUCUCUGGAUCUUGAGCUCCUGAAGGAAUUCCUGAGGGCUGUACAAGGAAUGGAGGCUUUCUGCACCCCAUCUCAGCUCAGAGAAAUGGAGCUCUUUACUCAGUCUGUCAGAACUCAGUGGGAGGCCUGCUUUUCUACUGAGAGCAGUCUAGUUCCGUCUGAACAGCAGCUGGAGGCCCUGAAGCAGCUGUGUGAGAUAUUGAGUCCUGAAGAUGCCAACAGACUGGCACAGGCUCAGCUCCAGGAACGUGAGUCAGCACUCCAGUCAACAGACUGUGGUGUGCUUGUAGAGCAGACAAAAGAGACAUCUCCACAGAAAACUGCUCUUCCAGAGAAACCUGUGGAAAUCACUGCUCAGACCUCUCCAGUCAUAGCUCAAAGGCCAAAAACAGUGGAGAAGAAAGAGAUACUAAAGCAGAUUAGCACAGAGGAGGACAGGUACCGAAGCUCCAGGUUUGCCCUGCAAGCUCAGCUGAAUAGGAACGAGCAGAACAUGCUUGGAGAUCGCCCCUCCGGGUCGGCCACGGCCACAGACCUACAAAAGAGACUCAGAGAGCUGAAGGCUUUGCAGGAUGAGACGGAAUCUUUAUGGUCAGAGUACGAGGUGCAGUGCUCCCAGUGUUCUCAGGUCAAUGAGAGAGCAGUGGAGCAGGACCUAGCCGAGCUCAUGGUCAAGUGGAGGGAGCAGAGAGCGCAGCUACAGAGGAGGGUGGAUUCUCUUGGUUCGGCUCUGGAGCUCAUGGAUUCCAUUGAGCACCACAUUGCAGAAAUUUCCGAGCGUCUCGACAAGUUCAUCAAGGAGCCAAAAGAUGUUAAAGGAUACAUGCUGAUCAAUGCAAACAUCCUGAAGGAUGUAAAGGACUUGGAUGAGGGUAUCCAAACGCAGAUGGACCGCCUCUCUCGGUUUGACUCAGAACCGAGCCACCUGGACCUACGUGACCGCUCUCCCCUCACUCAGCUGGUGCUGAAGCACCGAUCCAGCCUGGAUCGUCUCCGGCAGCAAGUGCGCAAGAGCGAGGCGGCAGCUCGCGCCCUGGACCGCUUCCUUGUAUCGCUGCACACUUUGGAUCAGGAUGUCUUGUUUGUGCAGAGCGUCCCCUCGGCUGAUGUGACGGCACUGCAAGACAGCAGGACCAAGCUAGGUCUGAUCAGGAAGGGAGCGGCAAGCCUAAGCGAUAAAGCACCACAGCUGGACCAGCUCCUUGGAGGAGCCCAGAUGGCGGUUACCCAAGAGGGAAACUCUGUGACCUGUCUGGAUAUGGUAGCCGUCCUGGUGCGGAAAGUGGAGGACGUCGAUGACAAGCUCAUUAUCCGGCAGGACGAACUUCAGCAAGAGCAGCAGAGCAAAGGGCUCAGGAUGAGGAAGAAGACUCUGCUGGCGGAGCUGAGGAAGGUGCAGGGGGUGGCAGAGAAGCAGGGGCUGAAGGAGCCCACCAUGCCGGCUGUGCAGCACAGGAUUCGUGCCUUGUCAGAUCUGGAGACACAGAUGAACUCUCUCCGUCCAGAGUAUGAGAGUAUCAGAGAAACGACUUUGAAGCUUUCUCCAAACAUAGAGCAGCGUGAUGAGAUGGAGAUCUUUUGGGAGGAGACAGAGAGAGCUGUUUCUGAAAGGCAAGAGCAGUGCAGCACUCUGAUGGAACUGCUGAAGAAGUUUCAGAGCUGUCGUGCUAGCCUUGGCAGCAUCCUCCAGACUGCAGAGCAAACCAUCAGCGAGCAGGCGUCCUACAUGAGUAAAGACAACCUCCAACGCCUAAUAGCCAGGGUGUGUGGGAUAAAGGAGGACCUGAAUGGCCUCGGACCUAAGAUCGAGCAGUUCAGGGCUGUGUGCAGGCAGCUGCAGUCUCAGCUAAAGAAACUCCCAGAUUGCUCAGAAACUCCAUUUGAAGCCGAGGCUGACGCUCUGGUCGACUCCUGGCUGGAUGUCUCAGAGAAGACAGACAGCUACCUGGACAGCCUGCGCAUGGGUUUGGAGGUGUGGGAGAAGCAGCUGAUGCUCGGUGAAGAGUUAGAGGUUUGGGCUACGGCUAAACUGAGUCUUUUUGCAGAGUCUCACCCGUUCAGCAGCGAGAAAGAGGUCUUCGAAAUGAAGGAUGAAAUCCAGACACAGGAACACAGCAUCGAACAGUUUCGCAGGAAGUCACUGGAGAUCCAGGAGCUGCUGCAGAGCAAAGAGGCUCCACUGGAGCUACAGGUCAUGGAGACUGCUCUGAAGAAGAAGAUGGAGCAGGUGAAGGAGCUUUUCGACAGCUGCACUGAAGUCUUCCGAGAGCUGCUGAGCGUGCGAGCGCACCUACUACAGAGGACUGAGGCGUGUCAAACAGCCAUCCAUAGAAUACACUCCUCAGUGAGAAUGCUCUGUGCAGACAGCAGAGAGCAGCUACAGGAUCUUUCGGAUCAGUUGCUGGAUCAAGAAGAAGAGGCUGACUCUCUGAUGAAGGAAGUUGAACUCAUGUCCAGUGUGACUUCACCGCAGGCCUUAGAGGAACUGUCCAAUAAAUGCAAGCGCCUCAAAAAUAAAAUCGCAGUGACUCGGGAGUUCAUCGGUCAAAAGAAAGAACAGGGAGAGAAAAGCGUUCUUGUCCAGUCAAUUAAAGAUGAGUGCCAGAUGUUUGAGGACUGGCUGCAGGACACACAGCUUGGAGUCAAUGAGUGUUUCGAGAACCCAGAGACGAGAGUGGACGUGGAGGCGUCCAUGCAGAGACUACAAGAUUUUCUCGCUUCUGAAGAAGGGGAUCAGCGACUUGCCCAAGUGAAAAAGGCUUUGGAGAAGAGAGGUCAGGAGGAAAUUCCUCCCGAAACCCAGGCUGAACUCUGUGCCUGGCAGCAGGAGCAGGAAGGAGAGCUGACCACACUGCAGGCUCACUGCCAGGGACGCCACAAACAGCUGGAGGACAUCCUCAUCAAGCUCAACAGCUUGCAAGUGGAACAUGACCAUUUCCAAGACUGGCUGCGGCAGAGAGAGAAGCUACCGGUGCAGCGGGAAAAGUUGAGACAAGUCCAUGAGGAUUUUCUUACAGAAAGCGGACGCAUUGAGGCGUUCAGUGACUUGCUAGCUUCUGUAAGAUUGAAAGGAUUAAGAGGAGACCCCGUGCUCAAAGACAGCGAGUCACUGGUGGAUCAGUACCACAGUCUUGGAGUUCGUCUGGACACUCAGUCUGAAAUCUAUAAAUCUUUGGAGAAGGAGGUAGAAAUAUUCCAUAUUAAUGAGGAAAACACCAGGACAUGGGUGAAAAACUUGAAGCAGUGUCUGGAAGCAUUGGACAAGGACAGUCCAACGGAGGAAAGGCUCCUGAAGGCUCAGGCUGUUUUAGACCUACGUGUCGAGGGUGACUCCAAGAUAGCAGUUUUAAAGGUGGAUGGCGAGAGCUUGUGUGCUCGUGAAGAGUUGGAUGAAAGCGCACGACAGGAACUGAUCGGGACCCUGAGGAAUAUAGAUGACGAAUGGCAAAGAGUUCUGGAUUCGGCUCAGCAGCUUGAAGUGCAGGCUAAGCUCCAGCAAACUCUCCUGAAGGAACUGGAAGCUCUCCAGGAUGAGGAGAAGAAUACCCGGUCAUGGGUGGAUGAACAAAUGCGAAAGCUGGACUUCCUGGACGAAGAGACUCCAAUACAGGAAAGACACGACAAGCUGCAGGAGGUCCUGAGUCUGAAACAUGAAGGCGAUGCAAAACUGAAAGCUCUCAGAAAAAAAGGAGAGAGCAUAUGUGCUCAUAAUGAGAGGAAGAGACACAGCAUUGAACAAAGCCAAAGAGAGCUGGAGGAGGAGUGGACAAGGGUUCUGCAGACUGCACGGGAGAUGAAGAACCAGAUCGAGCGUGAAGAUUUUCUCUCCAAGGAGCUAAAGAACUUCCAAGAUCAGCUGGAAAGAACACAGGCUUGGAUUAGAGAGCUGAAAAUGACCCUGAGGUCCAUGGAUAAAGCCACUCCAGCUGAGGAGAUAAUCAACCAAGUUCAGACAGUUCUGGUCCAUGGUCCAGAGGGUGACUCAAAACUCGCCGCCCUUAAGCAUACAGGCGACCGUGUGUGUACUCGUGAAGGGCUUAAAGAAGACACUAUGCAGUCCAUCCAUGAGACUCAGGGAGUUUUAGAACAAGAAUGGAGAGAAGUGCUAGAUUUUGCGCAAAUCCUGAGGAACAACACGGAAAUCCAGGUCGCUCUUGAUAAAGAGCUUGAGGAUUUUAAUUCCCAAGAAGAAGUCUUCCGAACCUGGGUCACAGAGCUGCAGGAGCGGUUUGAAUCACUUGACAAAGAUGCUUCUCUCCUUGAGAUACUUGAUACAUCACAGACCGUGCUGAACUUGCAGCCAGAGGCAGACUUGAAGAUGGCAGCUCUGAACAGUAAAGGAGAGAAUCUGUGCACAAAGCUAGAUGAAAGCAGGAAGGAAUCCAUCCAGCAGACACUCCGGGAUGUCCAGGAGAAACUGAGAAUGUUGAUGGAAAUGGCCAGAGAGCACAAAAAUCAGGCAGAGCUUCAGGAUUCUCUCUCUAAGGAGCUUCAAAUGUUCCUAUCUGAGGAGAAGAUGACUCAGUCCUGGGUUGAAGAGUUAAAGCAAGACUUGGUUUCAUUGGGCAGAAGCACCCAUGGAACGCAAGAACAGAUAGAGGAAAGGCUCAACAAAGCUCAAGCUGUUCUGAGCCUUCGACCUGAAGGAAACUGCAAAAUGUCCACACUAAAAAGAAAAGCAGAGAGUCUGUUUGCUCGGGAAGAUCUCAGUGAGCAUAUGAGACGCACCCUUGUGCAGAACCUGAAGUCCUUAGAAGAAGAAUGGAAAGGAGUUCUCCAGAACGCUCAAGAGCUGCACAGUCUCUUGAGGAGCGUUGUGGAGCGUCUGGUUUCAUGUCAGUGCCAAAGACAGCAGACCCAGUCACGAGUGGAGCAGCUGAAGCAGCAGAUAGCAGCGCUGCCUCGCCACUUCCCCUGGCCGGGAUUAGGGGACCGCAGGCAUGCAGUGGAGCAGGCUAUGGCUCUUCUAGACAAGGCGAGAUCUCUGAGCCCUACUCUGUCCGCUCUCAGAGCCCUGGGUCGAGAGAUGAGCCAGCUCACACGGGACCCGAGCUGGACGGAUCCAUCUUGGGCGGCCAUGGAGGAGUGUGUCCCUGGGUUAAUCAAAGACUUAAUGGAAUUGUGUGAGAGCUUAGAGGAGGGCAUUUGCACAGAACGAAACUGUGUUCAGCUGGUGGAGCAGCACAGCGCCGCGCAGGACUGGCUGAGAGAGCAAGUCAAAGGUUUUGGACCUCUGCCCAGUGACCGCCAUGGGUUACAGGGAUCUAUUAACACUUUAAAGGCUCUUCUUCGGACAGUGGAGAGGGAAGAGAGAGAGAUGAGAGAGCUAGACACGGCUAAAGACGCCCUGAUCCACUUGUGCACUCCAGGGGGUCGCGAUGCUCUGACCUUAGAAACCGGCCAUCUCUGUGACCUUUGCGCCGCCUCUGAGAAGGAAAUAAAGGAGAGGCUUGUUGUGUGUGAGACUAGGUUGGCUGACAUCGAAUUGAAACUAGCUGAAAGAGCAGAGAGUUUUAGAGCACAGGCUGAGUCCAUUCUGAAUGAUCUCAGAGCACAGGAAUGUCUGGGGUUUGUUGAAGGAAGCAAGAAUAUUAGCCAACUGGAGAAAAACUGGAAUAUCCUGAAGACUUGUGAAAAGGAGCUUGUGGAAAUAGAGGGCAAAGUUCGUGAUCUGGGCCAGGGUAUUUGCCUGGUUCCCCCUGAUGAGGCUCUUCCUUCUAAUGUCACUUCUCUAGUAGACACAGUGACCCAGCAGUACUGCAGACUGCAGUCCAAGCUGUCCGAGCGACAGGACGACUGUGCCGAUAGCGUAGUGCACGGUAUGAGAGAUACACUGCAGGCCCUUCGUUCCUGGACCCAAACAACAGACACGAAAACCUUCUCCGACUCAGCAUGCACCAUUCAGGCAAUGAUAGAGGAAGGUGCAGUGCUGCAUAAGAACCUGCAGGAGGCAGUGUCUCAUAAGCAGCUGCUCAGGGACUGUCUGGGUCAGGAACUCAGCGACAAACUGGAGAGAGACACAUCAAACGCAUUAAAGGAUGCAGACACGCUCAUUAACCAGCUUCAGGAAAGGCUGCAGGAUCUUGAGGAGGAGAGGAUGAAAAGUAAAGCCCUUACAAUGUCACUGGAAACACAAACCCAUCAUUUAGUCUCAGAGGUUUCCUGUGAAUGGCCCAGCACACUGGAUACCACCACAAAGGUUGAGCUUAACUGGUCAAAGCUUCAAGAUAUUUCCUCUACCCCAGUGGGCAGUACUGAAGUUUCAGUGGUUGAGCCUUUUGAGGUAGUGCAUAGAAAUGUUAUGUCAAUUAUUAAAGAAACCCCAGCCAAGUCAGAACAACCACUGGAAACUUUAGUGCAAGAUGAUAAUCCGUCAGAGGCCAUCCUGGCUAUGAUGCUCAAACCAAAAUCAGGAGUCAGUGAGGUUUCCAUGACAGUUAAUGAAGAGUUGUUGCCAGAACCAACACUGGUGUCUGUAGUAGAUGAGUACGGAGCUGAAUUCAGAACCUAUGAUCUGCUAACCACAACACUGGCUACAAGUGCUAAACGAGAAGAGUCCACUGAUCUCACUAGGUCUGAAUCUCAUUAUGCUGAUAUUCAUGUUUCAGAGUGUGUUACAGAGAGAAUAAAGCCAUCUGAGAAAUUAGAGGAAAGAGAACUUCCACUUAACACCACUGUCUCCACAGUCAUGGACAGAGAUUUCACUGAAGAGAUUUCAGAAGAGAUAGACUUUCCAACAGCAGACUGGUCGCUGACAGCACUACAUUUCGACCAAAGUAAACUUAAAAUUGCCAGCUUAUCUCCCUCAGCUUUGGCUGUGCAGUCUGACAUAGUACACGAAGUUGAUGAAUCUGCCAUUGGUCCAGCAAAAAGUGAAGGAAAAAUCGAGAUGGAGAUGAAAGUAAGGGAAAAGAUUCAAACUGCCUUGUGUGAAGAAGUCCAUGAUGAAGAGACAUGCUUGGAAAGAAAACCAGAGGAAUCAAGUGAACCUGACAAGUGUACGAUAUAUGCUCAGAGUCUUGAGCAAAAACCUGAUGCAGGUGAGGAUGCAAAUAGGAAGCGGUCAUUUACUUCUGAUAUCUGUGAUCUUAUUAGCGAGGAAGGUAAAAUGCCACAAAAGAAAAUAGCUGCAUUGAUUCUUGAUACAGACACAGUACAUAUUCAUACUACUGAGAUCCCAGGCUCAACUGACCCGAAUGCAGGGAGAAUUGAUUCAGCUUCACACACUGGUCAUGAUAGCUCUUUGCCUCAACAAGUGGAAACAUUGGAUAUGUCAGAUGAGAUGAGAAAACCAUUUGACAGUCAUACCACUCUGGAUCAACAAGCAUUGGAAAAAGUUGUGAAUGCUGUUGAUUCCACUAAAUCAAGUCAACCUCCUGGAGAAAACAUUGAUAGAACUUUACAAACAACUGAAACAGGAAACAGUGAACCAAAUGCUGAGAGAGAAGGAACCUGGACAACAAGCAAUGGACCACAGGAGGUCCAAAGAGUGAUGGAACCACUUGAUCUCUGGACUGUGGAUAAUGGCCCUCGAGAGACCCAACGUAGAUACAUGAUUCUGGAAAGACACGGGGGACUUGAGAUACGUCAAGAGCCAGCUGCUGAGACAAAUGUGCUGCCACUGGAUACUGCCACAAGUGAACUUGGUGGAGUAGAAACAAACGUUUCUAAACUUCAGGGUAUGGAAAACAUUGAACAGGAAGUUGGUAAAGAGUCAGUGUCAGCUGAGGCCAGCGAGAAAGUAACCUGGAAUGCUAGGAAGCAGUCAGAGACAUCAGAGAUCAUGGGGGCAUUACCAGCUCCACCAGCUAGAAGGAAACUAGAAAGGUUGUCCUGUAGUAGUGAAGACAAUCUAGUGGAAGAUGUGGAUAAGGAAACUGUGAAAGCUGAAACUAAACCAACCCCACCAAUCAGACGAUCUAAGGAAAUGGAAAGUUUGUCCAUUGAUUCAGAGGUCCAGUCUGAACAAGCACAUUUUCCUGUACCAACCAUUCAACAAUACACACUUCAGGAAAUCCGGUUGCCACCUGCAGAGGUUCUUCACACUCCACCAAACAUGAGACAUAAGGAGAGGUUAGGAGAGGAAAGGCUGUCACUGGACCUUGAUUCUCCUACCACACCAGAAAGAAGGCAAAAAGAGAGGGCAGAGCAUCAACAACCUGAACUGGAGAAGACCAGUAAAACAGUAGCUGUUGAGGAGCCUUUUUUAAAACUAACUCCACCAGUGAGGCAAAAAGUAAGUCAGGUUGAAAGUGAUGACGCUUCAGUGGUUUCCAUAACCCAAAAAAUGGAGGAGACACUGGUGAAACCCACCCCUCCAACAAGAAAAAGAGACAGCAGAAUUGUGACCGACCAAGUGUCUGACAGCAGUGAUUUGGACAAAACACAGACAAAAGAGAAAGUUGUUGAGGAAUCUCUUGAAAAAACAACUCCAGCAGUGAGACGAAAAUCAAGCUCAGAUGAAAGUGACUUCAUCAUUCCACUGGUCUCCCAAGGAAGCGAGGAUUUACUGGUGAAACCCACACCUCCAUCAAGGAGGAAAGAUAGCAGAAGUAUGAGAGAUACUCUGUCUAAAGAAAUGGCCAGCCAAGAGAAGGCAGUGAUGCAAGACAUUCCUGAGGAUCUUCUUGUAAAACCAACUUCACCUGUAAGACGAAAAGGAAGUCAGCUAAGCCAAAUCCAAGAAAUGGAGGAUACACUGAUGAAACCGACCCCUCCGUCAAGAAGGAGAGCUAGUAGAAACUUUAGUGAUGAAGCAUACAAAGAAAUGGCUUGGAAUAUUUCCAGCAGCACUGAUUUGGAGAAGACACUGACACAAGAGAAAGCUCUUGAGGAGCCACUCAUUAAACCGACUCCACCAGUGAGACGGAAAGUUUCGAGUCAAAUUGAAAGUGACGCUGUUUCAGUGCUCUCCAAAAUCCAAGAAGUUGGGGAGAUUGUAGUGAAACCAACACCUCCAGCAAGAAGGAGAGAUAGCAGAAAUAUGAGUGAUAUAGUAGCCAUCAGAAGUUCCAGCAGCACUGAUUUGGAUAAGACAGUGACACAGGAAAAAUCUCUUGAAGAGCUUCUUCUAAAACCAACUCCACCAGUGAGACGAAAAGCCCAAGAAAUAGAGGCUACGUUGUUGAAACCCACACCACCAAUAAGAAGGAGAAAUAGUGGAAAUAUGACCGACAUAGCGGCCAGUAGAAUUUAUGGCAGCUGUGAUUUAGUGACACCAGAAAGAGUCACUGGUGAGGAUCUUGUAAAACCAACUCCACCAUUUAGACGAAAAGCUUUGAGUCGAACCGAAAGCGACAUUUCCAUUGUUGAUAAAACCAAAGAAACAGAGGAGACUUUAGUGAAACCCACACCUCCAUCAAGAAGGAGAGAUAGCAAAAAUGUGAGUGACAUAGCAGCCAUGGAUCUGGAGAACUCAGUAACACCAGAGAAACCUCUUGAGGUGUUUAUAAUUAAACCAGCUCCACCGGUGAGACAGAAAAUGACUCCAGCUGAAAGUGAUCUGUCCAUGGUUUCUAAGACCCAGGAAAUGGAGGAGACUUUGUUAAAACCCACACCUCCAACAAGGAGGAGCGAGAGCACAAACAUGAGUGACACGGUGGCUGGCAAAAUUUCUACCAGCUUCUCUUUGGAGAAGGUUCCCGAAGAGCUAGUCAUUAAACCAACUCCAUCAGUGAGCAAAGCAGUUGAAGUUGAAAGUGAUGGUAUUUCAGAGGUUUCCAAACCCCAAGAGAUAGAUGAGACACUGGUGAAACUUACACCACCAGCAAGAAGGAGAGAAAGCAAAAAUGACCUAAUGGCCACUGAAGUUUCUGCCAGCAGUGAUUUGGAGAACCUGGAGACACAAGCCAGAGCUGAAAAAACAUCUCCACCAGAGGAAACACUAGUGAAACCCACACCUCUGACAGACAGCAAAGAUAGCAGAACCAUGGAUGAAAUCGUACCUAAAGAAGCAGAAUUUUCAAGUAGCGCUGAUUUGGACAAGACCAUUGCAGAAGAGAGAUCUGAUGUGAAGGGUCUUGUAAUACUGACUCCUCCAGUAGAACAAGCUGAAAGUGACAUGCAUAUCAUUGAUAAAACCCAAGAAUUGGAGGAGAAACUGGAAAACACAACUCCUACAACAACUCCUUAUAUAGAUAGCAAAACUGUGGAUGAAACUGAACCUAAACAAACAGAGAGUGAAAUUUCCAGCAGCAAUGAUUUGGACAAGACUGUGAGACCAGAGAGUGCUGAUGAAGAGGUGAAUCUUAAACAGACUCCUCUAGAGGAACAAGAAACAAAUCAAGCUGAAAGUGACAUUAUUGAUAAAACCCAAGAAAUGGAGGAGCAACUGGAAAAAUCCACAACUCCUACAAAAAUGAGAGAUAGCAGAAAUGUGGAUGAAACUGAAGCUAAACAAAUGGAGUGUAGCAGCAUUGAUCUGGAUGAAACUGUGAGACAAGAGAGUGAAGAAGAGGAGGAUCUUGUAAAAAUCACUCCACCAGUGGGACAAGCAGCAAGCCAAGCUGAAAGCAACAUUUCUUCAGUGGUUUCCAAACCCCAGGUGCCUGAGGAGACGCUAGUAAGACCCACACCUACAAAAAGGACAGAUAGCAAAAUUGAUUCAGUUACUGAAAUGUCUCACCCUGAGGUACAGGAGUGCAUGAUUGAACCAUAUCUAAGAGAAGAAGAUAACAAAGUAGAGCAUGGAAAUAUCAAAGUAUCACCUGAAGAAGCUCUGCCUGAACCAAUCACACCAAUAGGCCAAGAGAAGAAUACAGUUCCAACUGACCUCAAUACAAUUCCACUUCAUGAAGAAGAGCCAUCGAUCCAACCAAUCCCAACAACCAGAGACACUGAAAAAAGUGUUGAGAUCCAGCCGCUGAUUAAACAAGAAGACGAGCAGCCUGAGAAGGAGCUCUGCAAUGCUCUGGGCAUGGAACGUACAGAGGGCUUGACUGAGACUGAACGCAGCAGUACGGUUCAGGCACAAGUAAAAGAUGCAGACAAAUCAGAAAUCAGCACUCAGGAUGCCUCAGUUGUGAAAAGUAUUGACGUGCCAGAGGUGUUAGAACAAGAAGAAGAAGAAGAGGAAGAACCACUCGGUGCUACGAUGAAUAAUAUUUUUGCUGAGAUUGAAAAGAUGUCUAAGACAAGACCCAGUAGCCUGCUAAUUGAGAGCAGGCCAUAUUACGAUCCUUUGGACAUUCUCAAUACCUCUGAUGCUGACCUUGAGGCCCAGUUGAACAGAUUGGUCUUCUGCAUACUGAGUUGUCGUAACAGCCCUGCAGUGCUCAACCCUACAGAUAUGGCCAAACAAGUCGAAGAGGCUGAGUUUUGCAGACAGAGAGCUCAGAAACAAGUUUCCUCAAUCUCCAAGCAAGAUCACGUUAACGGUGAGGUUAGCACUCUCGCCACCGGAUCAGUCAACGACCCUGAGGCUAUUCAGCGACUGAGUUGCCAGUGGACAGAGGCAUUGUGGGAUGCAUCUGGCACUGUGCACACCAAGGAGGCCCAGUUGCAGCUGGUGAUUGAUUAUGACAGACAAUUGCAGAAAGCCAGGGCUACUCUUGAGAAAAUGGUGGGUGAACUGGAGUCCCUGAAAAUGUGUCCAGUCGAAAGCAGCUUUGUUGAGGAGCAGAGACUGCGCUCGUUUCUUAGGUCUAUGGAACAGGAGAGGACAGUUCUUGGAGAGCUGAUCCAGACACAUUCCCAGCUAUCACCCCACCUCAGCCAGCCAGAGAGAGCGGCAGCACUGUCGCAACAGAACAUCUUGCAGUGCGAAUGGAAGGCACUGGAGAGAUCUGCUGAGAAAAGCUUGCAUAAUGUCAGCACAUACACCAAAGAGAGUUUUGAUCUUCUAGAGGAUAUCAAUACCUUAAAAGAACAUUUGAAGAUCUUGGGAUCACGUUGGAUUUCAUCUGCUGGUUGGGAUAGCAAGAGAGCGCAAGAAAUGAUUGGACUCAGUGCUGAGCUCACAGCUGCCAAACAAAGGUAUUUUGACCUCCAUCAAAGCUUUGAAGCUCUCUCCCAAGGCUGUAAUUUCAAAAUUGAGGCAUGUAACAUACAGCAGGGCUUAUGGUGUGUCAAAGAUCACAUAGAUCUGAUUGGUGAGGAGUUGGAUUAUUCACUGCCAACCAGCAACAACCCGACCAUGGUCAAAAUCAUCAAAAUGAUAACAGAAGCCCUAGCUUGGGCCAAGAAGACAGAGUAUGACAUUGAGAACAGGCAAAGGAAGGUUUCUCUGCUUCCAGAAGAAGUCCAUCGGCAAAUCAAGGACCUGAAGAAGCUGCAUUCAGAGGUGAUGUCUAAGCAGAUACAGUUAACCACUCUGACCAAGGAGGUAACCGAGAUGAUCCCAGAUCUUGACGAACUCGAUGUUCCUGUGGUCACUUCCUUUUUGGAGUUAUUGGCAAGUUUGUCAAAAUCUACAGCAGAAAGACUAGCUACUGCUAUGGAAGAAAUACAGUUAAGUCUUCAGACCCGGGAGAAGAUUUCCGAACAGAUAGCUGAAGUGGAUUCCUGGAUUCUGUCCCACCUCCACAAGGAAUCUCUAAGUAGAGAGGAUUUCCAAAGCUUGAGUGCAGCAGAUCUCGAUCGGAGGUUACGGCAGAGUCAGGAUACGCUCCUUGAGGCAGAGAAACACUCAGGGAUUGCAGAAGCUUUGCAGAUGAAGAGUAAAGACAUUAUCUCUGAGCUUAGCAUCUCUGAAAACACAUGGCUGUAUGAGAAACUCACCAAGCUCCAGGAAGAUAUAAAGGGCAUCAUCAGUUAUGAGAAAUCCUCCAUCCUGGAGAUAACAGAUAUAUUACAAAACCAGGAGUUGUCAGAACAGAAAAUGGCUUUGUUAGAGCAGAAACUGAGACAGAUAGCAAUAGACAUGAAAGGGCACACAUUUCCCAUUACUAAGGAGUCUCUGUCUGCCAUUGAGCCUUUCAAACGCAUACUUGUAGAGCACAAGUUUCAGGUUGAACAAAUAAACACCUCUGCAGAAGGCAAGAGGAGAGAGCUGCUGUGUUUAAUCUCUGAGCUUCAUCAAAAAAUUAGGGCUUUUCAUAUUAAAUCUCAAAUCCAUGAAAGGUUCCUCGGCCUUAAGCAACGUGUAGAGGAUCUUCGGGAAAACAUAGAAAUUUUUGUCCCUAAAACCAACGAUGAAAGCAUUUCCAAAGAGGAACGCUAUAAGAUCUGUCAGUCUCUUCUUACUCAGAUUCCAUUAAUUAAGCUUAUGUACAAGGAGACUUCAGAUGAACUUACAAACAUCUCACAGGACCUGUAUCCAUCUCAGCUAACCACCGAACAAGAGAGACUCAAACAAAACCUUGAUAGUCUUAACACCUGGGAGACGGCUAUACGAAACAACCUUCAGAUUGUGGAAUGGGACAUUCUGAAAGAAAUACAUUAUCUCUCAGAGCAAAGAGUGGUACACGGUUUCCUCAGAGAGGUUAAUCAGGUGCUUGAGAAGACUUAUGAAGUGGAGUCUAACCAGGGAACUGUGGAAAACGAACUCAGAAAGUUUCUUAAACUCCAGAAGAACAUUGAAGCUAGAAUGCGGGUUCUGGAGGUUUUGGAAAUCAAAAAUGGACACCAGCAGGGAUCUCGUAGUUCUAGAAGCAUUGCAGACUUGGCCAAAAGUGUCCUAGGUAACUGUGAGCAAAGAUUGAUGGACCUGCUCAAAGCCAAGGAGUCAUUAAAAAACUAUUUGAGAGGGGUCAGAAGUGCCGGCCAUUUCCUCCAGAGGACCGAAUCCGUUCUCCUCCCGUCUCUGUGCUCACCAAGGAGCUGUUCAGAAAGGCUGAAAGACGUUCAGCAAGCCCUGUUGUCUUUAGACAAAGAAUUCCAAUCCCAUCUCUCUGAAAUUCAGACUCUUGCUCCCUUCAGUCCAUUAUUUUCAGCACAGAAGGUCGAACGUUUCCAAGUUGAGAUUCUAGGUUGGCUCUUGGUUCGGAUGUCCACUCUUAAAGCCCAGGCCCAACUGAGACAAGAAGCUUUAGAGAGGUGUGUUAACAGCCAGAGAAGCACCCGUGUGUUAUACGAAGAGCUGUGUCGACGUGUCCGGGAUUCAGAAACGACCCUAGCGGAAUGCGCCUCUAAAAAAUUCACGUCUGAGGUGGACUGCCUUGACCAGCAAGAGAAGCUGAAAACACUUGUUAAAGAUGUGGAAACUCUGUCUGGAAAACUGGAGGAGCUGAGAGAGUGGUGUCCAGUGCAGGGUUGCCGUAGCAACAGGGACGAUGCCGUGUACUCCCUCUGGGGUCAGGUGGCCAGACUAUGUCAGUGCGCCGGAGAUCUGCUUGCACACUCGGAGUGGAGGGGAGAGGAAUGGACACGCAUCACAAUGAGUAUGGAGAAAGCGUCGUCUGUUCUGGAACAGAUAGAGGCAGAGUUCCCAGAAUUCAGCAAAGAGAAAGCUACCUCUGAGGAGCUUCGGGAGCUGCUGCAAUUUUGGUCCCCGUACCAGGACAGACUGGACUGCGAGCGUCGAGCUCUAUCUGCCCUGGAACUGCGUGUUGCUAGGCUACUUAGAGUCCCCUCCCACUUGGAACAAGCCCCGCCCAUUCCCCUUUGUCAGGAGCUGCAAACCAUGCAAGAGCGCUAUCACAGUCUAAAGUCCCGGAGUGAUCAGGGUUGUAAGACGGUGCAGGCGGAGACGGAGGAGAGGACCAAGGUGUGUGAGGAGCUGCGAGGGAUCAGGGAAUGGCUCGCAUCUGCAGGGACUGUGUUGUCAGAGCUGGAGCGAGUGUCUAACACUGAACGGCUGCAGGAGCUUUACUCUGAGCUGUGUACCCAGAGAGCAGUGCUGCAGCACAUCAUGGAGGGCAUUAGGAUGAAAUAUUCAGAUAUGUAUACUCUGGUUCCCGUGGAGAUCGACGGCCCUCUACAGGAAGUCUCUCACUCGCUGCAGGAAGUGGGGAAGCAGGUGGAGGUGGCUGUGUUAAAGAGUGGCCCGUUACACAGGCUAGACGCUAAACUCUCAGAGAUUAACACAGGCCUGGAUGCCGUACGCAGCAGGCUGAAGAAGAAGUGUCAGAAUGUUGUUGAAGCUGAGAGCGCACAGAAGCGUGUGUGGGACGAGUUGGACGGCUUACACUCGCGUCUCUCUGCGGUGGAGCUGGAGCUCCAGGACCUGGGUGAGGAGAAAUCGGAGGAGACACAGGCCCUUACGGAGAAACUGUCUCAGACACAACAACUGCACACGCUCCUUUCCAAACAAGCCGAGGACAGAACAGCCUUCCUGAACAAGAUACAUAGUUGGAUUCAGGAGCAUGAGGAGAUGGUGAAAGGAUCUCAGAGCUGGAUUACUGAAUCCCAGUCUUGGUUAACUGCACCGUAUACCUACACUACUGCAAAAUGUCUGGACAGCCAUGUUAACACUCUUCAGAUGGUUCUUGACGACUCGGCGCAGAUUCGCCGGACUUUACAGGGGUUUGAGAGUGUGUUGAUGGAGAUGGCAAGUGUGUGUGAUGUAAGCGGGCUUCAGCAGGAGCUCCGUGAAGCAGACCGGGCCGUAGCGGACAUGCAGAACAGCCUGCUGGAGCCUCUGAAAACAUUAGAGCACGCUGCAGCUGAAGUGGACGCCAUGGAGUCUGAGCUAACCAUCAUGCAGAAGGACGUGACUGAGCUCAGAUUAGCGCUCACCUCAAAGCAAGGCAUCAGCCAGGACAAGUUCAGGGCUGCUGAAAACAGGAUCGAUCUGAUGAAGAGGACGGUAGAGGAACUGAAGAGCUGCAAGACCGGACUGUGUUUACCAGGAGGAGCAGAAAACACACUCACUGUCUUCAGGAGUGCCGACUUACUGCUGAAUAAACUGCUGGAGCUAGAGCAGCUGGCGCUGGAGCACACUGUCGUGGUCUCAGAGCCGUGUGAGAUGUCCUCCAUGCUCCGUGUUCCUCCCACCAUCAAAGAAGAAGAACCUCAGGAGAGUGUUGUGGAGCAGGGGCAGGUAGAGAUCGUGCACGUGACCGAGGACGUGUUGAUGCGAUCUGGAGCUGUACUGAUGACCGUAAAGGAAAUGACACUCGAGAAGAGACUUGAAUCAUCAACUCAGACACAGCAGCUAGGGCAUGAGGAAGCUGAGGAGGAGGACCAGGAAUUAUUUGUGGACGUAAGAGAACACAUUGAUGAUGAUGAUGAUGAUGGGUGCUAUGAAGAUGCAAGAGAAGAACAUGCAGGGAUGAGAGGAUCUCCUCACGCUGCAGCCUGUGAGAGCGUGCUGAGUUGUAUCACCGAGGACACAGAGAGUGGAGGACUGACCGCUUUGGCUGGCUCAGCAGAGCGUGAUACGAAAGAAUCAGACACAGAGGCAGGUGAAGGCGAGCACGUCGCCUCAGAGACAAGCGAAGCCGCGUCGGAACCUGCAGCCACUGCGAGAGCCCAACCUCCCCCCGGAGAGCCGGAGCGUGGUACGUGGAAGGGGAUGCAAAUCCAGUCAGAGAGGCUGAAGACACACACCAGCAGCACACCAUCCAUGUUUAGAGAGGUCACACACACUCAUGUAGAAACCUCAGACUCUCAGGAAACUCUAAGCCCACUCCAGGUCAGGAGCAGUUCAGCCCAGGAGGAGGCGUUAAGGCCAGAGGAGUUAACGUCUCUGCUCCCGGGCUCAAGAGAUACGCAGAGUGUUAAAAAGUCAGAUCAGGGGCCACACACACCCGUCCAGCCAUUAGAGCCGACAUUCACACACCCCCACGAGAGGACAGCGGACAGCCUGGCCGCAGGUGAAUCCUGCUACUUGGGUAAAACUCCUUCUCCGGUCGGAUCUCUGCAUUCCUGCCAUGAGCGAGCGGCUCAGAUGGAGCUCUGGCUGGAAAAGGCCCAGCUGAGUCUGCACAGCGACAUGCAGCAGAGUGUCGAGGAACAGCUGCAAACCUGCCAGGAGAUGUUUAUGGAGAUUGAGCAGAAAGUGUCUGCACCAGGUCAUGAUGAAGAGGAGCAGAAAGCUCUCAGCACCAAACUGCAGCUCCUGAAGAACAAGCUGGUGACCUUUCAGCUCCUGCUGCAGGAGAAACACAGCGAGGAGAAGGUGUGUGCUGAGAGAGAGCGCCCCCUGCAGCCUCGACUAAAGCGCAGCGCCAGUGUGCAGGAGAUGCUGAGCACACGGAGGAACAAACUCUUCAGACAGUGCAGCCUGCAACAGCAGAGGGAGUUAGAGCAGGGUCUAACUGAGCAAAGAGAUCUUCUGAAGGUCAUUGCAGCACGGGGAAGCAGAGUCAGACUGCAGAGUCAAACUGCAGAGGAACAAACAAGGGUCCUUGUACCUGCUGCUGAGUUGGAGGAGCAGAGACAGGAAGGGGCGGACUCAGUGCAGAGGAAGUGGAAUCACCUCCACAGGAGACUCUGCCAGAGAGCAGAAGACCAGCAGGAAGAGGAGAUAUCUCCUCCCCUUGUGUGUGUGUGGAGCAGUGCUGAUGGAGCUGUGUGUCUACAGGAACUCCAGUCACACAUCACACACCUGCGAGAGAUGGAGCACACAGUACCUGUACCUGACAUGCAGGUGGUGGAUGAGGGUCUGUUUGAGGUGCUGAGUGGAAUCACACUCGCUCUCUCCUUUCUCUCUCACACACUCAUCUCUCAGCGAGGAGCCACACACACUGACACACAGACCCAGCUGCUGCAGCUGCAGAGUUUCUCUUCAGAGCUCAGCUCUCUGAAUGCUGAGUUAUCCUCUCAGGGGUCAGAGGUCAUCAGGUUGCUAGGCUCUGUGGCUCCUGUGGCCAGUGUGUGCGUGGAUUUGCUGCAGGACCGAGUGUGUGAGCUCCAGAACGAUCUCUCGGAGAAACAGAAGCAUCUACAGAAACAGCUGGAUCUCGCUCUGCAGGAAAAGAGCAGGAUUAAACACACGCAUGUUGCCCUGCUUGCUAACACCUCGACCCUGAAAACACUGACUAACGCUGAAUCCAGCUGUGAUGCUCAUGCACAGCUGCAGGCUGUUGCUGGGUUACAGCAGGAGCUUCAGCAGCAUGAGAGAGAGCUGUCCGAGAUGAGAGAGGAGUCCGAGGGACAGGGAAGAGUGACCGGGUUAACGCUGGACAUCACCACGCUGGAGAGUGUGUUGGACAGUGUGUACAGUGGUGUGUGUCAGCAUGCUGUUGAUCUGCAGUGCAGUGUGGAGCAGCAGCAGCAGUGUGAGCGUGUACUGAAAGGCUUGAAGGAUCUGCUGGAGCUCGGUGAACAGAGACUCUCAUACACCUCAGACCUGGAGCCACACACCAAGGAACAGCUACACACACUCCUCAGCACACACACGAAGUUCUUCCUGUCUCUGGACUCUCACAUGCAAGCUCUGCAGCGUCUGACUGCCCCGAUGCCCCGUGACGUCCGCUAUAAAUGGGACACGGAGGUGGCAGAGGUAGAGGGUCAGGUGGAUAAGCUUCAGGGUCAGGCUCGGAGGACUGGAGCUGCUCUGCAGGUGACACUUCAGGUGUGGACUCAGUGGGAGGAGAGUCAGUCCUGGUUGGAGAAACUGCUCCAAGGUCUGGAGCUUCAGCUUCCCAGGAUACUCUCUGAGGAGCAAACAGAGGAGGUGCUACAGAGGAGACUCUCUACUUACGAAACCUUGCAGGCGACUCUGGAGACGAACGCUGCUCAGAUCGGUCUGGUUUUAGAUCAGGCCAGCAGACUGAGGAAAGUGGGCGUGUCCGGUCUCCAGAUGAAUGGUCUGGUGUGUAGAGUGGGUGUGGCUAGUCUGAGGAUGAAACAGCGUUUAGCCGCUCUGCGAAGGAAAAUGGAAAAGGGACGAGUCUCCACACACCACCUGAUAAAACUCUGGAAGAGGUAUCACUGUGACUCCACAGCGAUGAUGGAGUGGAUGAACAAAGCCAGAGAAUGUCUGAAAAGCUGGAAAGGUCAAAUGACCUCCUCUGGACAGGCCAUCUCCAACUUUACUGAGUUUAUAGUUCUGUGCAAAGAGUUGGAGGUAAAGUCAGCGCUGAAGGCUUCAGUGGUCAGCGCAGGCACCGAGAUCCAGCAGAUGAACGAGAGAGAAGACGCAAACACACACUCACAAUCGUCCGGAUUCACUCGUUACAACUCACAAUCAGAAGCCACCUGCAGAGGUAUAUAUUCCACUAAAGACGAGUCCAUUGCCAAAGAAGGUUCUUCAAACGAUGAAGCUCUCACUUCACCCAAAAUCACACACUCAGGUGAGAGUCAUGGAGGAGAUGCUCAUCUCCAGGAUUCACCGUUUAAACCUAGCAGCUCCUCUGAUGUUCCUCUGGGUGGAAAAGCUUCCAAAAAGAUGUCAGAAAAUGCCACGGUCAACGGCAGCACCGGCGUGGUCCAGGUGAUGGAGCUGUCUCCUGUCCUGCUGUCUCUGAAGGAUCACCUGACUGAGGUGGAGCGUAGUUGGGUGGAGCUGCAUGCCGACUUCACUGCAGUACAACAUAAACUACAUCAGCAUGUGGUUGAGAGUGUGUGUCCUCAGUCCCUGCUGUCAGAGGUGUGUAACUGGAUCAGUGGAGCUGAAGGAUGCCUGCAGGACGCAGAGAAAAACGUUCAGUCAUGGAAAACAGCAGUGCAGCUCAGACGGCACCUCGAAACACACAAGGAGCUGAAACGAGCACAAGCAUGUGUGCAGAUGUCGGUGGACUUCCUGAACCAGACGCUGCUGAAACACACUGAGCCGAACCUCAGAUACAAACACACAGCUUUCGCCGAACAGCUCGGGGAACUGAACCUGCGCUGGACCACACUGGAAACACACAUCUACACACAGAUGCAACACCUUGAGCAGCAGCUGAGCAUCUGUUCAGACCGCGACAGCAAACUGCGCCUCCUGCAUGCCUGGGUCAAAGGUCGCAGGGCGUGGAUGCGACUGGCUGAGAGGCCUGUCAGUCACAGUGCAGCAGAAGAGCACCUGAAAGACUGCGAGGAACUGGAGGAGGAGAUAAAAGAUAAGAAUGCAAAGCUGGACAAGUUGAAGAAGAGGAGUCUGAGCGAUGAUGAAGAACACGCAGAGGCAGGCUUCAUCGGUCACAUCAACACCAUCUCACAGGCAUUAACUGCUUUAAACGAACAGAACUGCUCUCUGAAACAAACCCUGCAGCUGGCAUGCGAGGCCUGGUCUGCAUUCGAAAGUGGGCGGAGUCGCAUCGCUCAGAGCGCCCUGGGAAUAUGUCAGUCUCUUGAGCAUUGCCACACCCCUCACACCUCCUUCACAGCGCUCCAGAAGAGCAUCCAUCAGCUACAGACAUUGCAAGCCGAAGCUGGGGAAACUGACAAAACGUGGGAGGAGCUUAACCACACCUUCUCCAGUCUGAUUGGUUGGAUUCAUACAGGAACCUCACACUUAUUGUCUGAAGAGCUGGAGAAGGAGAGAUCACGAUGGUCUGAGGUCAAGCAAGAUCUUACACACACCUCGAUGAGGUUACAGACACUGCUGCAGGCGUGGAAAGAGUACUCGGAUUUGUCGUCUUCCUGCUCGGAGAAGCUACAGCAGCAGAAGGAGCGACUCCGGGACGUCUCAGAGAUAGUGUCCAGGCACGACGACGACACGGACACGCUCGCAACCUGUACACAGUGUUUACACGACCUGCUGGAGAACGCACACUCCUUCCAGACAGACUUGGACCGAGCGAUCGAGGCCUCGAAAGCGCUGACUGGACAGAUGGAGCCAACGGCCGCUGCCUUCAUCCAUUCAGAGUGUCGGAUGCUGACACGUGGGCUUCAUCAGUUCCAACAAGCUGUGAAGGAGAAGCUGGGAGAGAUGCAGGAGGAUGCCAGGCAGCUUCAGGAGUUCGAGCAGCUACUUGAAUCACUAGAGAUGCACUUGAAGGAGUGGACAAGCAGCCAAAGACACAUAGAUGCUCAAGAAACAGACGUAUCAAAGAGUGAUCUGUUGGAGUUGAGCAGUCGCUCAGCCGACAUGGAGAUGCUGCAUGAGCUCAGUUACCGACUGACCCUGAGUGACCUCAUGACCCGGAGAAUACAGAGUCUGAACAGGAAGUGGGCUCAGGUGUCUGCCCAUGCUCAGGAGAAAUGCAGUGAGCUGCAGGCCGUAUCUCUCCAGCAGCAAGUGUUUGAGGAGAGGUGUGAGACAUGGAUGUCGUUCCUGCAGAGGAUGGAGGACAGUCUAGCGGGAGAGAUCGCAUCCACUUACCCCGGUCUCAGAGAGCAGCUACGCACACACCAGAGGUUCCAGGCCGAACUGUCUCUUGGUCAUCAGAUUCUACACUCAGUGGUCACAGAGGCUCUGCAUCUCCUACAGAGGGGGGAGGUGGAGGACAGGAGUGAUUUCCUGUUGAAGCUGGCUCAGCUCAGAGAGCACUGGCAGGGUGCUGUACAGAGAGCAGCUCAGCGGCGCUCCCUGGUGGAUGGGCUGAUACGCAACUGGCACCUUUACACACACACACUGGGCAAACUCAACACGCUGCUCACACUCACACACACACUGCUGCCUCCAGCUGGCCUCACACACUGCAGCAUGACACAGCUACGCCACCUUCACAAACAGCUCCAGCGUACAGAGCUUCUCUUCCAGAGGUCCCUCUCCUCGUACCUGCUCUUGUUGGACGUGGGUCGUCAGCUCUUCUCCAUGAGCGAUGAGGAGACACAGACACGGUUACAGACAGAGCUCGCUGCCCUGCAGGAGGACUGGGAACGUUCCCGGUGCAUGCUGGGAAAGAGGAAGACUCUCACUGCUGACAUCAUCAAGACGUGGGAGAGCUGUACGAGACGGCUAGCCGAUCUGGCACAGUGUCUGGAGGAGCUUAAGAUCAGACUGAAAAAGCAGCCAAUCCAGGAGAUGGAAGAGGAACUGAUUAAGGAGUUGCAGGACUCCCUGGAGGACUGGGCCGUGAGUCUGUGUGAAGUGAGCAGCAUGAAGACGGAUGUGUCUCAGUACAUCAUCACCGAGGACGUGUUGAUGCUGCAGGAGCAAGAGGACCAUCUGCAUGGUCAGUGGGAGGAACUGUGCCUUAAGGUGUCGUUGCGUAAACAGGAGAUUGCUGAUCGGCUAAAUGCUUGGAUCAUCUUCAAUGAGAAGAACCGGGAGCUGUGUGAGUGGCUCACGCAGAUGGAGAAUAAGAUGACGCACAGCGCUGAGCUCAGCAUCGAGGAGAUGGUGGAGAAGCUGAAGAAGGACUGCAUGGAGGAGAUCAACCUGUUCAGUGAGAACAAGACUCACCUGAAGCAGCUGGGAGAGCAGCUCAUCACGGCCACCAACAAGACCAAGGAGAGCGAGAUCAGUGACAAGAUCAAGGGCAUCAACGAGCGCUGGCAGCAUCUAUUCAACCACAUCCAGGCCAGGGUGAGGAAGCUGAAGGAGACUCUGGUGAUGGUGCAGCAGCUGGAUAAGAACAUGAGCAACCUGCGCACAUGGCUCUCACACAUCGAGAAAGAACUGACCAAACCUAUCGUGUUCAGUGUGUGUCACGGCGACGAAAUCCAGUGCAAACUUGCCGAACAACAGGAGCUGCAGAAGGACAUCGAGCAGCACACAGAGGGCGUGGCGUCGGUGCUCACGCUGUGUGACAUGUUACUGCACGACGCCGACGCCUGCAGCAGCGAUGUCGAGAACGACUCCAUCCAACAGACAACACACAGCCUUGACCGCCGCUGGAGAAACAUCUGCGCCUUGUCCAUGGAGAGGAGAAUGAGGAUCGAGGAGACAUGGCGUCUCUGGUGUAAAUUUCUGGAUGAUUACUCACGUUUUGAGGACUGGUUGAGCUCGGCCGAGCGCACAGCGGCCAACCCAGCCAGCACUGACGUUCUCUACACAUGCGCCAAGGAGGAGCUCAAAAAGUUUGAGGCGUUCCAGCGGCAGGUCCACGAGCGCCUGACCCAGCUGGAGCUAGUGAAUAAACAGUACCGCCGCCUGGCCCGCGAGAACCGCACAGACACCGCCUGCAAACUGAAGACCAUGGUGAAUGAAGGGAACCGGCGCUGGGACGAGCUGCACAGGAGAGUCGGCUCCAUCAUCCGCAGGCUCAAGCACUUCACGUCUCAGAGGGAGGAGUUUGAGGGAACGAGAGACACCGUUCUGAUGUGGCUCACCGAGAUGGACCUGCAGCUCACCAACGUGGAGCACUUCUCCGAAAGUGACGUCCACGACAAGAUGAGACAGCUGAAGGCGUUCCAGCAGGAGAUCACACUGAACACCAAUAAGAUCGAUUCUCUGAUCGUUUUCGGAGAGAAGCUGAUCCAGAAGAGCUCCCCGCUGGACGCCGUGCUGAUCGAGGACGAGCUGGAGGAGCUGCACUCUUACUGCCAGGAGGUGUUCAGCAGAGUGGCGCGCUUCCACCAUCGCCUGGUCAACACGCGGCCGGUCGUAGACGACGAGCGUGAUUUCUCAGACAGAGACCCGGAUAUGGACAUGGAGGAGCUGUCCGGUGUGUGGGAGAGAGACGUGGACAUGGAGGCGGUUUCGGUCCCGCCCUCUGCGUGUCUCCUCCUCCCUCCUUCGCUAGAGCCGUCUGGCCGAGAGACGCCAGUCAGCGUGGACUCGAUACCGCUCGAGUGGGACCACACGGUGGACGUGGGCGGGUCUUCGUCACCAGAGGAUGAAGACGAGGCCACGUACUACAGCGCACACUCAGAUGUAGAGGUCACUGAGAGCUCUGAGUCCUUCAUUAACACUGCAGCUCGAGCUCUGAGUGCUGCAUCUGUGACCGAGCCCAGCUGGCAGGACAGGAAACGCAUCAUCCACAGCCUGCCCUGCAGCCCGACACACACUGGUGCUUCUUACCAUCCUGUGGGAUACGCGAAGCUGAUGUCCGAGUGCACCGAGAGCAUAGAUAACGUGAAGCGAGUGAAACACAUCCUGAAUGAUGACGUGGCGUCGGAGCAUCAGGGUCUGACCAUACUGUCACCUGCAGACAAACAGACAGGAGUCAUUGAGAGAUGGGAGCUUCUCCAGGCUCGAACACAGGCUAAUGAUGAGGAAGAUCUUGGUGCUCAGGAAGAUCAUGCCAAGUUGACCUCUGACCUUGAAGAGGUCCAAUCAUGGUUGGACUGCGUGCUUCCAGAACUGGAGAGGCUUCAGAGAGGGAAGGAGCACCCAAGCAUUAGAGACAUGGAGAACAGCAUCUGUAAGCUCAAGGAGAGCCAGAGGAUGUUCGGUGGCUACAAGGCUCUGAUGAUCGGUGUGAAUCUAAGUGGGCGGCGCCUCCUGCGAGGUGAAGGUGCAGAAGUGCGACAGCUGAAGGCGGAACUGCAGGCAGCCAAUCAGAAAUGGACACAGGCCUGUGCUGCUCUUGAUGCCUGGGAGAACCAGCUACACCUUGAGCUCUUGCAGUGUCAGGAGUUCCACGAGACUCUGCACUCUCUGCUGCUGUGGCUGGCUCGAGCCGAGAGUCUGCGCUACAUGGUGAACAUUCAUGACCUGAACGUGGACGCUGACGUACUGCAGGAACACAGAGAUACACUCAAGGCAGUGCAGCGUGAGCUCCUGAGCCGGGAAGAGGAAGUGCAGUCGCUGCAGCAGAUCUCCUCCCACAUCCUCCACGUGGAGCAGGGUGAGGAGAGCAUGGAGGCCAAGGAGAAGGUGCACGUCGUUUACAACAAGCUCCGCCUCCUUCUCAGACAGAUCAGCCAUGACCUCAGCACACUGAAGUCCAGACUGAAAAGUGAAGGAUCAUCAGUAGACUGUGAGAAUGUGCAACACCUCGCGCUAAUGGACAAGAAGACCAGCGCUGUUGAGAGAAGACCUUCUGCAUGUGCUAAGGAUGUUUCCAGAGGCAGACCGUUCCUGUACCGGGUUCUGCGAGCUGCAUUUCCGCUUCAUCUCCUCUUCCUGCUGCUGCUGGUGUUGGCGUGCCUGGUGCCAGCGUCUGAAACGGAUUACAGCUGUGCCCUGUCCAACAACUUUGCCCGCUCUUUUUACCCCAUGCUGCGCUACACCAAUGGCCCGCCCCCUACCUGAGCAACAGAGCCUUGUGAUAUUUAUACCACUCAUAGUAACUAUCACAGUCAGUAUAAAAACAAUAAAUAAGUAAAUAAAAUAGAGUGUACAGAGCUUAGGUUUAAAUUAAGAAGAAUUAAUAUUUUUGGAAGGAAUCAUUAAAAAUAAAUACACAUUAUUGAUCAAAUCUUUUGGUGCACUACCUGUAAAAACACUGUCCUGGUGUCCCUCAGUAAGGAAGCCGUAGUCGCUAGCACUGAGCUUCGACUGCCACCAUUUUUAAUUCACCGUUACUGUGUUUUAAUCACAGAGAGACAAGAAAUGAAGGAAAUAUGGAGCGGCAAUUGACUUACCCUGCUAGUGUGAAGUGCAUCAACGGUUGUAAUAUGAUUAGCAUUUAAUGUUAACGUUUAGUUUUUUAGAAGACUGUAAUGCUACACGAAUAAUACUUGGAUACAGAAACCAGAACACAAAAAUCAACUGUAUAAACACGCACUUCGUUAGAAUUCUCCACUGCUGGACUGCUAAAACCGUCUACUUGUUAUGUAGUUAUUAAACAAGAAUUUAAAAAAAUAUAUUAUAUUUUAUUUAUUUCCCCCACCAACUGUCUGGCACCGAACAAAAAGCCAUAUAGUAGAGAUGCACUAAGAAGAAUAAGAGUGUGUACAGUGUUAAUUAUUUAUGGUGAUGAUGUAUAGUUUAAAGACAAUUUGUACUUCAUGAGAAAUAAAGCUGUUUGCCCAAAGUG
Messenger RNA from Hemibagrus wyckioides, 31126 nucleotides. RefSeq names its product spectrin repeat containing, nuclear envelope 2b (gene syne2b). Gene Ontology annotation, cellular component: membrane. Gene Ontology annotation, molecular function: protein binding. Bases 43 to 30399 code for a protein of 10118 amino acids. NCBI's taxonomy places the organism in Eukaryota, Metazoa, Chordata, Actinopteri, Siluriformes, Bagridae. The transcript has 127 exons. The record is from RefSeq and is a predicted model, not a curated record. Gene Ontology annotation, biological process: signal transduction.